Messenger RNA from Closterium sp. NIES-65, 1590 nucleotides. NCBI's taxonomy places the organism in Eukaryota, Viridiplantae, Streptophyta, Zygnematophyceae, Desmidiales, Closteriaceae. The record is from the annotation of a GenBank genome assembly.
AUGACCCGUCGAACCGUGGUAGUAGUAGCAGUAGCAGCAGCGAUACUAUGCCCCGUCGCCGCCCCUUACGGCCCCGUCGCCGCCCCUUACGGCCCCGUCGCCGCCCCUUUCGGCCUCGUCGCCGCCCUUCAGAGGCCUCAUUGCCGCCCUUCCGCGGCCCCGUCGCCGCCCUUUCGCGGCCUCGUCGCCGCCCUUCAGCGGCCUCGUCGCCGCCCCUCAGCGGCCUCGUCGCUACCCUUCAGCGGCCUCGUUGCCGCCCCUUGCGGCCCCGUCGCCGCCCUUCGCGGCCCUGCCGCCCUUCCUUGGCCCCCUCAGCCGCCCUUCUCGGCCCUGUCGAGCAGCCGAGCCGCCGUCACCGCCGAGCCACCGAGCCGCCCUUGCCGCUGUGCCGCCGAGCUGCCGAGCCGCCGAGCCGCCGAGCUACCGAGCCGUCGAACCCCCGAGCUGCCGAGCCGCCGAGCCACCGAGCCGCCCUGCAGCCGAGCCGCCGAGCCGCCACUCCACGCCACCGCAGCCGAGACGCCGCAGUCCCUGCUGACGCGGCCCUGUCCCUGCCGGCCUGCCUCGGCCCGCCCCACCUGCCUGGGUCGGGCUGUUGACUUUGAGGUCUGGGUAGAUGAUCUGCGGCUUUUCCUACAGUGCGAUAGGGCAGACGGUCUCUCUCUGUUUGACCUCACCUCUGGUGCCUCUCCUGCCCCUGCUGCUGAUGCUGACGCCAAUGUUCGCUCACAGUGGGCCACGCGCGAUGCUGCUGCUCGCCUUGCUGUGCGCCGCCACUUACCGACCGCUGAGCGCGCGCAUUUUAGUCAGUUCAAGAGUGCUAAGACCGUGUACAACGCUGUCGUUGCACGCUACUCUUCCCCUGCCACUACUGCCCUUAGCCGCCUCAUACUGCCGUACCUCUUCCCUGACCUCUCCGCUUUUCCCACAGUCGCUGACCUCAUUACGCACCUUCGCACUAGUGACAUUCUUUACCGCGCUGCGCUUCCUGCUGAGUUCUGCGCCAAGAACCCCCCCCCUAUGUACAUCACCCUCUACUACAUAGUCACCCGCCUCCCUGACACCCUUCGCUCGGUCAGGGGCCACUUCCUCUCUGUUUGCCCCACCACCCUCACCGGUGACCUCCUAGAGGAGCGCCUCCUAGCAGCAGAAAAGAGGAAAGUCGCUGUAGGAGCCUCUCGUGGUGACCUUCGUACCCCUGUCUUUGAGGGGUGCUCCCCCUCCCCCCUCUUGCCCUCUGUUGCCUCUGCUGCUGCGGCCGACCUCGUUGGUCUUGAGUCGGUCGGCGCGGCGUCUGCCCCUAGCGGGAGACGCCUCUCAGGCAAGGGCAAGGGGGGCAAGGGCGCUGGAGGAGCUGGCGGGGGCGGUGGAGGCGACGGUGGAGGCGGCGGAGGGGGUGGGGGUGGCGGUGGGAGUGGUGGCGGGAGUGGGGGCACUAGUGGCGACAGUGGAGGUGGAGGAGGCGGCGGCGGUGGCAGUGCGAGCGGAGGUGGUGGAGGUGGAGGCGGUGGUGGAGGUAGCGGCGGCGGAGGUGGAGCUGGUCGGGGCGGCUCUUCGCAGAGGGUCGGCUCCGGUGGUGGUCAGCGCUAG